This is a messenger RNA of Anopheles stephensi (Asian malaria mosquito), 1244 nucleotides long. RefSeq names its product putative N(4)-(beta-N-acetylglucosaminyl)-L-asparaginase GA14866. The coding region runs from base 106 to 1176 and encodes 356 amino acids. Gene Ontology annotation, biological process: protein deglycosylation. NCBI's taxonomy places the organism in Eukaryota, Metazoa, Arthropoda, Insecta, Diptera, Culicidae. Gene Ontology annotation, molecular function: N4-(beta-N-acetylglucosaminyl)-L-asparaginase activity. The transcript has 3 exons. Gene Ontology annotation, cellular component: lysosome. The record is from RefSeq and is a predicted model, not a curated record.
CAAUUUACACCGCGCGUGCAUUGGUAUUUGAACGAUCGCUCUCUCCACCGUUGACAGAUCCCAGUUUGACGUAAAUCGCCUCGGUUGCUUUGUUUAUCUGCGAAGAUGCUGCGUUUGCGGAUUGUUUUGUUAAGUUUUGUGAGUGUUUUAUCGUUUUUGGGGCCGGUUAGUGGAGGAUUACCACUGGUGGCCACUACUUGGGGCUUCACAAAUGCCACUCUGAGAGCGUACCAAUCGCUAACAGUUGGUGAGUUUGAUCCGAUUGAAGCGCUAGUUGAAGGAUGCAGUGUUUGCGAACGGGAGCAGUGCGAUGGAACGGUCGGGUACGGUGGCAGUCCGGAUGAGAAUGGGGAAACAACGCUGGACGCGAUGCUGAUGGAUGGUAAGACGAUGGAUAUCGGUGCGGUAGCGGCAUUGCGCGAUGUGAAGCAUGCGGCCGAGGUGGCAAAGUAUGUGUUACGGAACACCAAGCAUACGCUGCUGGUUGGCAGCCAGGCUACGGAGUUUGCUGUUAUGAUGGGGUUCAAGAAGGAGUCACUGCAAACAGAAGCAUCUAAGAGUAUGUGGAGCGCAUGGCAAAAAGAUCACUGUCAGCCGAACUUUUGGAAGAAUGUGAUUCCCUCUCCAUCGAUGUCUUGCGGUCCAUAUGAACCAGUGUCAGCCAACUCCAUCGUCCGUACUUCAUCCUCUUCCUCAGAGAAUCUCUCCGAUCGGUCAGAUUAUGACUUUGGCCAGUACAACCACGACACCAUUAGUAUGAUCGUGAUCAACGAAGAAAAGCACGUGGUGGCAGGUACAUCCACGAAUGGAGCUCGUCAUAAGAUCCCCGGUCGUGUUGGAGACUCCCCAAUUCCUGGAGCGGGAGCAUACGCUGACGCGGAAGUAGGUGCCGCAGUGGCCACAGGAGACGGUGAUGUCAUGAUGCGCUUUUUACCUUCCCUGCUAGCUGUGGAAGCGAUGCGUAGUGGCCUAAGCCCAGCCGAGGCAGGUCAGAAGGCCAUGGAAAGGAUUGCCAAAUAUUAUCCUUCCUUCGUAGGUGGAAUUGUGGUUGUGGCAAAGGAAGGCCAGUAUGGAGCUGCUUGUCACGGUAUGGAACAGUUUCCGUACUCGAUAGCUGAUGGUGCCGUGGCGAAUGGUGAAGUGCGUGUGCUGACUGUUAAAUGUCAAACAAAUUAGUUAAAACUAAAAAAUAAAAUCAUCGAGUUCCAAAUAAAUUGAAGCUGAAAAAAUACGCCCCAAACUGU